Bactrocera tryoni is the source of this 1312-nucleotide messenger RNA. Its product is annotated as probable serine hydrolase. NCBI's taxonomy places the organism in Eukaryota, Metazoa, Arthropoda, Insecta, Diptera, Tephritidae. The coding region runs from base 252 to 1292 and encodes 346 amino acids. The transcript is spliced from 2 exons. The record is from RefSeq and is a predicted model, not a curated record.
UUGGUCGGUCUAGCCGGGUGUUAGCUGCCACUAAAGUGUACAUAGCUGAUGCCAAGCGCACGUAAGUUCGCAGCCGCCGAGUGGAUUUAUAACGAAAAUAUACAUUUUAAUCGAUUAGCAGAGAAGCGGAUAAGAGGCUGUGGCACUUAAGUGAUUACUUGAAAGAAUAGAAAAAUAUAAAUAAAUAAAUAAAGUGAACAUCAAAGAGCAGACUGAUUUUAUUGGCAAAACGCCGCACAAGCAGAAAAAUAAUGACAGAACCAGCGCCACGUGAGUACGAGGACAUACGCAUUCCUGUACCGUGGGGUCAUCUAGCGGGACGUUGGUAUGGCGAUCGUAAUAUACGCCCCAUACUCGCCUUACAUGGUUGGCUCGAUAACAUGGGCACGUGGAAUACGCUCUUACCACUACUGCCACAACACGUCGGCAUACUAUGCAUUGAACUUUCCGGACAUGGUUACUCCUCACAAUUUCCCAAAGGCUUGCCCUAUCACACUACCGACUAUGUGAAUUUGAUCGUACGCAUCAUGAAAGAGUACAAAUGGCAAAAGGUCUCCCUGCUAACGCACUCCCUGAGCUCACUCGUCUCAUUCAUAUACACCUCAUUGUACCCCGAGACGGUGGACAUGUUAAUCGCUAUUGAUAUCAUAAUACCGGUACAAAAUACACUAGAUUUCGAAAUCAAAGCGUUACGUACGAACGCCGAGCGAUUGCUUGUGGAAGUCGAACGCGACGAAAAGUUGGCGAUGCAUGAACCACCGGCAUAUACGUUCGAUAAAUUAAAACAAGUGCUAUACGAGGGUUCACAGGGUUCAGUUGAGUUACAUAACUGUGAACAUUUGCUAACGCGUAACAUAAAGAAAUCCGCAAAAUAUCCGGAUAAAUAUUACUUUUCGCGUGAUGCCCGUCUGAAAUAUUAUAUACGCUUCAUCUCAUGCCCACCAUUACAUUUGGAAAUGGCUAAGCGUAUCAAAAAUGUGCCCUAUCUUGUAAUCAAGGGCAGUAUGUCGGAUAUGAUAAAAGAGGACUCUGAUGUAAUAAUUGAUAUGUUACGUCGGAAUAAUCCACAUUUUGAGUAUUACGAAAUCGAAGGCACACACCAUGUACACUUGAAUAAUCCCGAGGCGUGCGCCGCUGUCAUAAAUCCCUUUAUAAAUGCCCAUAGGCCGGCGAUGCCCAACACUUGGUGUGUCGAUGACGCUGAAGAUACGCCAAUGAAGAGUAGUAAAAGUGUUGUUGAAAAGCGAAAGAGAGCCAAAGGACGUCUGCGUUGCCUUCGAAGUAAACUGUAGUGGACCGGAACGGUAUUGUU